Messenger RNA from Suillus fuscotomentosus, 590 nucleotides. RefSeq lists its product as uncharacterized. The record is from RefSeq and is a predicted model, not a curated record. The transcript is spliced from 4 exons. NCBI's taxonomy places the organism in Eukaryota, Fungi, Basidiomycota, Agaricomycetes, Boletales, Suillaceae. Bases 1 to 588 code for a protein of 195 amino acids.
AUGGUGUUUGAAAGUAACCCGGGCUUCGUGUUUCACGAUUCACGCGGUUUCGAGGCAGGCGGCAAAGACGAAUUCGACAAGGUCAAGGCUUUCAUCACUGACCGUUCGACACAAGCCAAAAUCGCAAAACGACUCCAUGUUAUCUGGUUUUGUAUCCCAAUGGACGAGGCUUGCAGGUCGUUCACUGCAGGCGAAGAAAAGUUUUUCACUGAGUGCGACACAGCAAGCAUACCAGUGAUCGUAUUGUUUACAAAGUUUGAUGCGCUAUAUGGCGUCGAAUUUCGAAAGCUGAUGAAUACAGGAACUUCGCGGAAAGACGCUAAACUACAGGCCCCGAAAUGCGCCGAGGAAACAUUCACAGAUGGUCCACAAUUACAGUUUCUCAAGAAUGUCCGGUGGCCUCCAAAAUGCCACUUGCGAUACACGAUGAUCAUUGUUCCAUCAGAUAUGAACAAAGAUGAUGCAGAUUGCGGCGCACUGAUCGAACAGACGGCUGCAGCUUUGGAUGACGAAGCACUCCAGCAAUUAUUCGUCUCCACCCAGCAGACCAAUCUAGAGAUCUGCAUGAAAUAUGCGAUUCAGAGGUAACU